Cylas formicarius (sweet potato weevil) is the source of this 1392-nucleotide messenger RNA. RefSeq names its product synaptic vesicular amine transporter-like. Gene Ontology annotation, molecular function: serotonin:sodium:chloride symporter activity. Gene Ontology annotation, biological process: aminergic neurotransmitter loading into synaptic vesicle; transmembrane transport. The transcript has 7 exons. Bases 1 to 1362 code for a protein of 453 amino acids. Gene Ontology annotation, cellular component: terminal bouton; synaptic vesicle membrane. NCBI's taxonomy places the organism in Eukaryota, Metazoa, Arthropoda, Insecta, Coleoptera, Brentidae. The record is from RefSeq and is a predicted model, not a curated record.
AUGGUUGCCUGUCCCUGUUCCAUCGGCCAUCGUCUGCGCGUCUUAAAAAACACCAACGGCGCCAUCUUCGCGACGAUUUACGCGCUCUUUCUGCUGGACAACACGCUGCUCACCGUAGUCGUGCCCAUAAUUCCGGACUAUUUGUUUUCUCUGACCGCUGCCGUGGCGAAUGACUCGUCGCUGAGCGAGCUCGCUUCGCUGAGCCCCUUGCAACGGAGAUACGAUGACGAGCUGGAAAGCAGCAGCGGCCCCCUAGGCACGCUACUGGCGUCGAAGGCGUUCGUGCAGCUGUUGUUUACCCCCCUUUUGGGGUACGUGACGUCGACGGUUAGCUAUAACGUGCCGCUACUGGUCGGCUCCUGCAACCUCUUUGUGGCGGCGUUACUGUUCGCCUACGGGAACUCUUUCGGAGUGCUGAUCCUAGCUCGGGCGUUGCACGGCAGCUCCUCCGCAGCUAUAGCUGUCAGCGGGAUGUCGAUCCUAGCUGCGACGGUGCCCCCAGACUCCAGAGCCCGCGUCAUGCCCGUGGCCUUCGGAGGCAUCGCUUUGGGAGUGUUGAUCGGGUACCCAUUAGGAGGGGCUUGUUACCAGCUACUAGGCAAAACGGCCCCGUUUCUAUUUAUCGCGUUCUUCGUCGCCAUCACGAUAGCUAUGCAACUGGUGCUGCUCGACGAAGAACUGCAACGCUCCCGGCUCAAAUCGGAAGCUUCCUUGGCCGAGUGUUUGAUACUGCUGCGGGACAAGCGGACUUUGAUCUUGGGCUCGUCCAUCUGCGUCAGCACGUCCUCUAUGUCAGUGCUGGAGUCUUGCGUACCCAUAUGGCUGCUGACGCACUUCGAUCCGACACCCACCAGAUGGCAAUUGGGCGCCAUUUUUAUCCCGGACAGCGUCGGUUACUUUCUGGGGUCGCACUUUGCCGGACUGCUGAAAGUAACAGCGUGGCGUCUAGCGACGGCAGCGAUGGUGGUAGCCGGAUUGAGCUGCUGCUUCCUACCCCUGGCCACAUCUUUGCACCAACUGACUCUGCCGCAUUUCGGUUUGGGUCUGGGAGUGGGAGUGCUGGACGCUUCGUUGGUACCCCUGUUGGCAAACUUAGUCGAACGGAAAGGCAGUGCCCAAUAUGGGCCGAUCUACGCGUUCCAACAGACCUCGGUGGCCGUCGCCUACGCUUUCGGACCACUGUUAGCUGGCCAGGGGGUCCGCUUGGUCGGCUUUCCCUGGGUGAUACGGACCGUGGGGUUCAUGAACCUGGUGCUGUGUCCCCUGCUGGCGGAAUUAGAACACGAACAGGACGAAAUGCAAUCGCUAUCCAGAGACGAUCAUGCAGCUUCGUAUUCGAGCUUAGAGACUAUUGAGGAAUAGAAUUCUUUUUAAAUCUGUUAAGCUUUAAUA